Xenia sp. Carnegie-2017 is the source of this 1054-nucleotide messenger RNA. Its product is annotated as trichohyalin-like. Lineage: Eukaryota; Metazoa; Cnidaria; Anthozoa; Malacalcyonacea; Xeniidae. The coding region runs from base 231 to 662 and encodes 143 amino acids. The record is from RefSeq and is a predicted model, not a curated record. The transcript has 2 exons.
ACAAAGAAAAUGUGUGUGAAAAUGCACUCAUCACUUGUAAAUAUUGCAAUCAAAUAAUACCAAGGAAGGAUAUUGAGCACCAUGAAAGUAUAGUUUGUGAUGAGGUGCCCACUGACUGUGAAUUUCAAGCUAUUGGAUGUAAUCAUGACAAAACUUUAAAACAAAAGGAGAUCCGACAACAUUUGAACGACAAUGUAAUUGAUCAUUUGAGCCUCUUGUUACGAUAUGUUAUGGCAUUUGUUACACAGUUAAGUAACUAUGUACCACGUCCACAGUUUACCACUGCUGUUCAAAACUUGGGUGACCGAAUCACAGCUGUUCGUUCUAAUCUCUCAGAAAAAUUUGUGAUGCUAGAAGGAACACUUACAUACCUGGAAAGGAGGAUUGAGAGUCAGGAAAGGAGGAUUGAGAGUCAAGAAAGGAGGAUUGAGAGUCAGGAAAGGAGGAUUGAGAGUCAGGAAAGGAGGAUUGAGAGUCAGGAAAGGAGGAUUGAGAGUCAGGAAAGGAGGAUCGAGAGUGUUGAGAAUCGUGGUGAGGAAAAUCGAAUAGCUUCCCUUGAGCGUCAGGUUACUGCUAUUUCCACAGUUUUACAAUGGACGUUGGAGAGUUUGGAUGAGAGGGGCGACUUACCGGAAGAACCGCAUGAUGCUCGCGAACUUUGAUCUAAUGAUCCAAACUCAUCUACAUAACUUUUUACUGUUUUGCUGUUGUGUCCUGCUUGAAGUGCCCUUCUAGACUAAGGUCGUUGCGUCCAAAACGUAUACCUAGACGAAACAUUGUCUGUCGCUUAUGAUUUUUAUCACUUUUUAUGUUUCUACUUUCUCAUUUGCAAAUAGCUACAACUCCCCAUUUUUUUUUUAUAAACGUGUUCAUCAAGAACAGUACACAUACAACUGAAAGCGAAGUAUAAUAUCAAGAAAAAAUUAUAAUAGUCAAAGCAAAAACACAGUUUAUUUAUACUUGAGUUUACAGCUACUGUCAACAAAAUAAAAAAGAUGCUGAAAAAAAGGAGGUCUUUUUGUCUCUGUAUUAAUCAGCAUCAGCUGUACCCAAA